Messenger RNA from Manihot esculenta (cassava), 611 nucleotides. RefSeq names its product RING-H2 finger protein ATL48. The record is from RefSeq and is a predicted model, not a curated record. Bases 180 to 431 code for a protein of 83 amino acids. The transcript has 2 exons. NCBI's taxonomy places the organism in Eukaryota, Viridiplantae, Streptophyta, Magnoliopsida, Malpighiales, Euphorbiaceae.
UUUGGGAUUAUGUGGUUCCGGUCAGUGCUAGUCUGCUCUGCUAGACUUUUUAGCCGACAUAAAUCUAAGAUCGGGCGGUCCAAAACUUUGCUAUUUCUCGGCUCUGUUUUACCAUCUUGUAGGUUCUGCUUCUCUCUUACCAUCUAUAAUUUUCUCACAGUGCAACUUCGAUAGAGAAGAUGGGCACUACCGAACCCAAUUUGGAACAAUUUUUUGAAGAGAAGAAACGCGUCAGGAAUCCUCUGGUGCCAGUUGGUGCACUUAUGACAGCAGGAGUGCUCACAGCUGGCUUAAUAAGUUUCAGGCAAGGAAAUUCUCAGUUGGGUCAGCUUUUAAUGAGAGCUAGGGUGGUGGUCCAAGGUGCUACAGUAGCUCUUAUGGUUGGCACUGCCUACUACUAUGGGGAGAACCCCUGGAAGAAGUCAAGUUAGGGUCUAUAAACCAUGUUUGGACUCCGGAACUUGGUAUAGUUCCACUACAAAUGGCUUCUUGUGGUGGAAGCCAUCUUCAUUGUUAACAGAAAGAAGUAUUGUCUUGGCAAAUUUCCGUAGAUGCAACCAUAUUAUUAUUUAUUAUUCUCAAUAAAAGAACAGUCAACAGAAUUUGUAAGA